AUGGCGAAUUUUGGGGGAGUGCGACACGCAGUCGACUACGUGUACGAUUUCAUAGCACUUUCCUCAGACAAAGAACUACUAGACACAAUCUGGAUUAGGAGCCCGCGCCCAUUCCCUAUCGAGAUUAGCCUACGGAUCAUCCGAGACACCAUCCUAGGAGAUGGACUUGUCCAUCCGUUAUGUUUCAAUUUAGCUGUGCGUAAGAUUACUACCGACGCAGCAGAGAGGAGCGCAGGCACCAGCUCUGUUGGAAAGACACAUUUUUUCAAUUUGGGAUUCCAUGUGCAAGCACGGGCGCUAAGGCAGACUUGGUUAAGCCAAGAACAGUGCACCAAUGCACUGAUUAACAAUGUCGUGCUUGAGCCUUUUCCAAGAUACUGCGUGUUUCACACCCCUACAAUUGACCCCCAUGGCACUGAACUUCAGAGGGAAGCCCUUUUAGUGAAGCAAGAACUCAGCUUUGUAUUGCAACAAGAGGCCCCUGAUAGGAACAGCCAACUUGUGGAAUGGCCCGAACAAGAUAACAUUCAUGUUUCACCUUGGCGUAUGGACUCCGGAUUCAAAGUUCUACAGGAGAUGGCCCAUCUGUAUGAAACCAUCGGUAAUGACAUGGUUCAUAACAUGCCUAGGACUGACGAUCCACAAAGUCUCAGGAAGCGACUAAUGGUCCAGCUGUUGAUGGUUAGGGAUAACCAAGCAAAGGAUAACAUUCCAGAGCAAGUUAGAGCAGCGCUGAGAUUUAUUGGUGGCUAA
Molecule: messenger RNA, 753 nt
Organism: Triticum turgidum subsp. durum (durum wheat)
Lineage: Eukaryota; Viridiplantae; Streptophyta; Magnoliopsida; Poales; Poaceae
Source: the annotation of a GenBank genome assembly